Messenger RNA from Oppia nitens, 809 nucleotides. RefSeq names its product protein obstructor-E-like. Bases 36 to 740 code for a protein of 234 amino acids. Gene Ontology annotation, cellular component: extracellular region. The record is from RefSeq and is a predicted model, not a curated record. Lineage: Eukaryota; Metazoa; Arthropoda; Arachnida; Sarcoptiformes; Oppiidae. Gene Ontology annotation, molecular function: chitin binding. The transcript is spliced from 3 exons.
AUAAGAAAAAACUUUAUUAUUAUUAUUGUGUAAAUAUGUUGUCAACAUUUCAUUUAAUUGCGAUUUUCGGAACUGUUUUAUUAAGUUUUGAUUACACUUUUGGUCAGUUGCAUUGUCCGCCUGAGGGUAUCUAUGCUUACGAACACCCGAAAGCUUGUGAUCAAUACUUUUUGUGUACUAAUGGUUCGCUAACCCAUGAAUUUUGUCCAAACGGGUUGGCGCACGCCAUCGAUGGUGCCGUCUAUGGCUUCUGUACUUAUAAUUGGAAAGUCGACUGCAAAGACAAACUGCUUCCUGAUCCCAUAUCAUCACAUGGAUGUCCUUGGCAAUUUGGCACAUUUAGCGAAGGAGAUCCUAAUCUUUGUAAUCCUCACUUUUCAGAGUGUGUUUGGGGCGUCCCUGAGCGCAAAGAUUGCCAAAAGGGACUCUUCUAUGACGACCGUAUUAAAGGUUGCAAUUGGCCGGAGAAAGUUGGUUGCAGUAGUGAUAGAGAGUUAGGAUUUUCGUGUCCUCACGAAGACAAACAAAACAAAUACUAUCCGUACCCAAGAUAUUUCCACAGCGAUCACUCUAUCAUCACAUGUGUUGAUAAUCAGCCACGACUUGUCAACUGUGGUGAGGAAGAGUUGGUCGACGCCAACUCACUGACCUGUCAGCCCAUCUAUAAAGAGGAAAAGUUAGAAACCAGACCAUUGCUGUCGAGACCUGUUUUGGCUCCGAUUCGCCACCGAUUUAAUUAAUUUUCACAACUAGUGAUGCAAUUCAUCCAAUUAUUAUUGCGAUUGUUUUAUCUAAUUGUCUAACAUCUU